CUGGAAACGAAGAAGAAACGUUGGACGUUCAGCAUGACGUAAACCAGUUACAGCUACCGCGGAAGAAACUAAAACGACCGAGAAAAAGCAUCGGGAGACAAAAAAAAGAGAUAAAUAGAUAGAGAAACGGACAUCAAGUGUGAACAAGUGUAAAAUGUCCGAAAACGAAACAAAAUCGGCUUCACCGAUACCCACGGUUAUGUGCGCGCAAUGUUGUAGUAGCAAUGACGGCGGUGGUGACAGUGGCGGUGGCGGCGGAAGUGGAGGUAGUGGUCUGUCGACCACACAAUGUCCGGCCCUGCAGGUCACCUCACGGAUGCUGCGCUCACCGAGUCAUGAGAGCGUCACCACCGACCUGUCACUCUUCAGCGUGUCAUCGAUCGCAAGCGAUCUGCGCAGCGCCAACAGGUUGGUUACUUUCAAAUCCUACAGCGAUGCGCAACUCACCGGACGGGGGCCCUCACCGAAACCAGAUUCUCGACAGAUUCAGGGCAACAGGCCGGCAGACAUUCCAGAGAUUUUAUGGUUUGAGGAAGAGAACGAACUAAUUCGCAGCUGCGGUGUUCUGUCGUCAGCAUUGGGAUUGCGUAAGAGUUUUAGUACGAGUGAUGUGUCGCAGCUUCCUAGCCCAGACGCAGCUGGAGCCGGUGGCCUACGAACGGCAGUAUCCGCUUUAGCUCUCGACACUGCCCAGCGCAAUACUCUGCUGCUGGAACAUGCCAGACUCGAUCAUGCCUCGAGGUCCUGUAGCACUUGGGUUGCCGUGGGUGAACCCGUGGCCAGUACGUCCCAGCUUCCUAGCCCGCAUGGAGGAACCGCGCAAGAACAGCAGCCUCAACAACAACAGCAGCAGCAGUCGCAGUCGCAGCAGCUCCAAUCGCAGCAGCAAUCUUCAUCAAACGCUCAAUCGGUGCCACAAUUACCACCACAACCACCGGCACCGCCACCACCACCUGUGCCCUUCACUGGAGCGGAUCUCGUGAGGUCCGUCAAUAAGAAAGUCAGACAGAACUACAUACGCCGAAGGUUAUUGACCACGUACCGCGCUUUGGAGCGCCUUUCGCAGAGUGAAUUUAAUCUAGAUCAGUUAGAAGCUGCGGCUACCGCGGCACAGAGCUCUCAUGGUACCACUUUGCUGGUGCCCGGAACAGCCGCCGGAGUUCCUGGUGCUUCCUUGAUUGGGCGAAAGGAGCGAAAUCAUGCGUUGACCAUACGGGACGUUGAGAGAGAACGUGGAAAUCAGCUGUCCAAGUAUGAAAGGAACAUGAUGAUCUUCAAUUGGCUUCACACUUUGGACGACAGUGCGGUCGUAGAUAGCGUCGAAUAAGGGACAAGGAAACUUCUCCAAUAUCUACCGCAACUCCGACAACGUACGACCUAUCGUGCCUAAGUCUCUUCCUCUUCGAUAUUCCUUUAUCGAGGACGCUUCGUUCUUCGACACUAUAUUGCUGCACCUCGGAGAAUAAUACGUAAGACUUCUUUACUGUUAACUAUAUUGAGUUAUGACAUCUA
Atta colombica is the source of this 1512-nucleotide messenger RNA. RefSeq lists its product as uncharacterized. The record is from RefSeq and is a predicted model, not a curated record. NCBI's taxonomy places the organism in Eukaryota, Metazoa, Arthropoda, Insecta, Hymenoptera, Formicidae. The transcript is spliced from 3 exons. Bases 155 to 1327 code for a protein of 390 amino acids.